Molecule: messenger RNA, 2658 nt
Organism: Penicillium mononematosum
Lineage: Eukaryota; Fungi; Ascomycota; Eurotiomycetes; Eurotiales; Aspergillaceae
Gene: chiA1
Product: class III chitinase ChiA1
Exons: 2
Coding region: 1-2658 (885 amino acids)
Biological process (GO): carbohydrate metabolic process
Cellular component (GO): extracellular region
Molecular function (GO): chitinase activity
Source: RefSeq, a predicted model, not a curated record
AUGAUGUUCAAGUCCCUUGCCGCCGUGUCGGCACUGUCACUCUUUGCAUCAUCUGCUGUGGCCGUUGAUGCCAGUCUGAAGAAUAAUGUUGCUGUCUACUAUGGACAAGGUUACAACCAACCCCGGCUCAAGCAUUUCUGUGAACAGACAACGUCGGACAUUAUCAACAUUGGAUUUAUCGACAAGUUCCCCAAACAUGUGGGCGACUUCCCUGGUUCCAACUUUGCCAAUCAGUGUGACGGAGCCUUCUUCCCCGGUACGGAGCUGCUAAGUGGCUGCCACCAGAUCUGGCAAGAUAUCCCUAUUUGCAAGGCUGCUGGCAAGACAAUCCUGCUAUCCAUCGGUGGUGGCACUGCCACAGCCCAGUCUAUCCCGGACGAGGCCACCGCAGUCUGGUUCGCGGAUUUCCUGUGGUACUCCUUCGGUCCUUACAACUCAGCAGUCUCUUCAUUGGGGUGGGAAGAGAAACUGGCUGGCCUGGCCUUCCCUCGCCCAUUCCUCACUUCCUCUGUUGAUGGGUUUGACUUUGAUAUCGAGUACAACGGCGGAGUUGGCUACGCCGCCAUGAUUAAUCGUCUGCGCUGGCACUUCAGCAAGAGCCCCGAGCAGACCUACUACAUCUCCGGUGCUCCCCAGUGCCCUAUUCCCGAUGCCCAGCUCGGCAACGCUAUUGCCAACUCGCACUUCGAUUUCAUCUGGGUUCAGUGGUACAACACCGGGGGUUGCUCUGCUGCGGACUGGGUCCACGGCACAGGCAAGUUCAACUUCGAUGACUGGGUCGGUGUCAUCGAGAAGAGCGCCAAUCCCAACGCUAAGCUCUUCAUCGGUCUUCCCGCAUCCGAGGAUGCUGCCAAUGCUGGAUUCUACUUGACCCCUAAGGAGGUGAAGCCCCUUGUCAAAACUUACAUGAACAAGCACCCCAAGCACUUCGGUGGUGUCAUGCUCUGGGAGGCUACCGCUGGUGACAACAAUCUCAUCGACGGAUCAACAUACACCGAGCACAUUAAGGAUAUCCUGUACGAUUGCGCUCCUCCUCCCCCUCCCCCGUCUUCGUCUGUCACCCCGAUCCAAUCCUCGACUGCCACUCCCGUUUCGUCUUCCACUGUUCCCCCGUCUAGCUCGGCUACAACUUCGGUCACCUCGGUUUCUUCCAGCUCGGUUGCUUCCUCUAGCUCCGUGGCUUCCUCUAGCUCCGUGGCUUCCUCCAGCUCCAUGGCUUCCUCUAGCUCCGUGGCUUCCUCCAGCUCCGUGGCUUCUUCCAGCUCCCUGGCUUCUUCCAGCUCCGUGGCCUCUUCCAGCGCGCAUGUUACCUCUGGCCAGUCUUCCACUUCAAGCGUUUCUAGCAUCUCUGUGACUCCUGGCUCUUCGUCUCCUUCGGGACAUCCCACUCCUCACCCCUCCGCCACUGGAAAGCCCACCCACAGCUCGCACUCGCACCCUGGUCACAGCCAUGGACAUGGGUCCCACACGCACACCCAUACCCGUACCCACACUGUUCCAAGCUCUACUCCCCUGGUCUCCAGCCACCCCUCCAGCACUGUUCCUGUCUCUUCUGCGACCGAGUCUGGCUCCUCUUCCAUUAGCGACAGUGUCAUCCCGACCGGUGGCCCGUCUACCAGCGACGAGAGUACUGGGGGUUCCAAGCCUACUGGCGACAGCACUACCGGGGGCUCUAAGCCUACUGGUGACAACACUACCGGAGGCUCUAAGCCUACUGGCGACAACACUACCGGAGGCUCUAAGCCUACUGGCGACAACACUACCGGAGGCUCCAAGCCCACCGGCAGCGACUCCACCACAACCCCGGCUGGUAUCACUGCCACUCCCUCCGUGACUGCCUCGCCUUCCUCUUUGGCUCCGGGUACCACCACAACUAUCAUUGUGACCUCCUACAUUGAUAUUUGCCCAACUGGUUUCACCACCAUCACCACCACUAUUACCAAGACCUACUGCCCUGGUGACUCCACUGCUACUGCCACCCCAACUGGCACCGCUGAGAUCACUGCUCCUACUUCUGGCCCUGCCACUUCCACAGCCUCCAUUCCUGAAGGCUGGACUACUACCGUGACUGUCUGCACUCAGUGCGCCGCUACCCCGACUACCGUGACCCUAACCAAGCCCGCUGCCACUACUACCACUGAGGUUGUGUCGCAGCCCACCGGCCCUUCGGUGCCCGAGGGAUACACCACCACUGUGACUGUCUGCAACCACUGUGGUCCUACUGGUAGCACCAUCACCCUGACCAUCCCGGUUCCCACUGCUACUGCCGCUAUCCCCGGUGCUGGCUCUGGCUCUGGCUCUUCUGGAAACGGUGAGGGCUCGGGUUCCGGUUCCAACCCUGGCUCUGGCUCCACCGGUGAAGUUACAGUGCCUGGCGUCGGCCCCGUGGUGCCAUCUCCUUCCUCCAAGCCCAUCCCCAGCAAUGGAGCCGGAGGAUUCCACGCCGGUAGACCGUCGUCCAGCAUAGUCUUCCACCCCUCGCCCUCACGCACUGCCGUGCCCACCGCCGCGACCACCGCGACGAACACACCCGCAGCGCCCAGCAGCAACCCAGAGGGCGUCUCCCCGGUCUACACUGGUGCUGCCUCGCGUUCCAACGUGACCGGCUUGUUCGGUGGCGUCCUCGCCGUCGCUCUUUCCAUGUUCAUGAUGCUGUAA